CAAGCUGUAAAAUGGGAACUGCAAAAGAGCUGGGGGAUCUUACCCAUGAACUGACCUGCCCCAUCUGCCUAGAGGUAUUCACCGACCCGGUGUCUCUGGACUGUGAGCAUCAUUACUGCAGGUCCUGCAUCUCCCAGAGCUGGGAGAAGGUGACAGGAGAUGUUUCCUGCCCUGAGUGUCGGCAGGUCUUCAGUCAGAAGAACAUCAGGCCAGCUCGGACCCUGAGCAGUGUUGUGGAGAAGUUCAGAAAGCUGAAGGCGAAGGUGACAGAGCGAGAGAACGGGUCUUACUGUGAGGAACAUGAGAAGAAGCUGAAACUGUUCUGUGAAGAAGAGGAGGAAAUAAUCUGUGUGGACUGCUGGAGUUCAGAGCAUGAAACACAUGAUGUGACUACUUUAAAAGAGGCAUCCCACAAAUACAAGGAAGCAUUCCAAGCAUGUUUGGAUUUGUUGGAUUGGGAAAUUAAGGACAUGAUUGAAAACAAAGAGAAGCAAGAGGCAAAAAUGGAAGAACUAAAGGCACAAGCAGACCAGCUGAUGGACACAAUUCAAAAAGAGUUUGAAAAGAUGCACAACUUCCUGAAUGAACAAGAAGAGAUCAUGAGAACAAAACUGAGACAAGAAGAGGACAAUAUGUUAAAGAGAUUGGAGGAAUACAUUGGAGCACUUAAUGAUGGAGUCUCGAUCAAUGAGCAGCUCAUCUCAGAGUUACAAGCACGAUUAAAAAUAACUGAGGCAGCAGAGUUUCUCAAGGAUGUUAAGGGCUUUCUCACCAGAUGCGAAAACCGAGCCAAGCUACCAGAGGAAACUGAUGUUGAAAUGACCAUGGAGAUCUUCGGUGAGCCCUUCCAGUUUUUCAGAGUGUGGAAGGGAAUGAGGAGAAUGAUUGAGCCAGUCCCAGAGUCUCUCACCCUGGACCCAAAUACAGCAAAUGAUCAACUCAUCAUUUCUGAGGACCUGAGGAGUGUGGAGCACAGCAACGCAGAGCGAGAAGAGGAAGAUCUUCCUGAUACACCGGAACGAUUUGAUGAAUACCUGUAUGUUUUGAGCUCACAAGGUUUCACAUCAGGGAUUCACUACUGGGAGGUAGAUCUUAGAAACAAGAUCCAGUGGGUUGUAGGUGUCUGUGGAGAGUCUUCCAGGAGGAAGGGAGCCUUCCUACCUUUAACUACGGAAGGAUACUGGGUUAUGAGUUUGUUUAAUGAGAAUGAUUAUCGAGCGUCAACUGUAGAAAGUACCACUAUUUCUGUUGAAGUGAAGCCUUGGAAGCUGGGUGUUUACUUGGACUAUGAAGGAGGAGAGUUGGUAUUUUACAAUGCUGAUAACAUGUCUCACCUGUACACUUUCAGUGACACAUUCGUCGAGAAACUCUUUCCCAUCUUCAGUCCCUGUAAUAACCUAACUGGUAAAAAUGGGGAAUCACUCACACUGCUCACUGGUUAACCAAUCUCUGUUUGACUCCCGUCUGUGUAUAGAGGAACAAACUUGGGGUCGCUAGAGAUAGAACAAAGACAGCGUUGCAUCGGUUGCCCCGUUCUACUCUUUCAAAAUAAAACUUUAAUCAGGCGGGGCCCCAUAACAAAGUCAGAAUCAAAUAGUCAAUGGAAGCAUUCAGAACUGGAAUGGAAACUUAUCAAAAUGUUGCUUUUCGAGUUGAUGAUGCACCCCAGCCACUGCGGUGCCCACUGAUCUUGAAAGAUCUCUCUUGUACCAGUGGACACUGCGUGCUGAAUCUUGAUGGACACCCCAGCACAGACAUACCCACGGAAGAAGAGCAGAGAGUUGGGCACUAACAACGUUUCCAUGAGCCUCUGCCUGGACCUGUUGACGUCCACCUCGGCCAGGUCUUUAGUGCUUUGAUGCAACUGAUUGGCUGUCUUGGCAGUUACCCAUUCUACACUCCGUCCAAUCAAUGUUCCGUCUCAUUGACUUCAGCAGCACUGAACAUCUGGAGCUGAAUUUUAAGUUGAGGUUGGGACCAGAUUGAAGGUGGGUUGGACUCACAGAUUAGAUUAGUUUAUCUACAGCGUGAAAACCGGCCCUUCGGGCCAACAAGUCCACACCACCCCUCUGAAGAGUAACCUACCCAAACCCAUUCUCCUACCCUAUAUUUA
Molecule: messenger RNA, 2113 nt
Organism: Chiloscyllium plagiosum (whitespotted bambooshark)
Lineage: Eukaryota; Metazoa; Chordata; Chondrichthyes; Orectolobiformes; Hemiscylliidae
Product: E3 ubiquitin-protein ligase TRIM39-like
Molecular function (GO): protein binding; zinc ion binding
Source: RefSeq, a predicted model, not a curated record